AGAGACACACCGACAAUGUUACUUCAAAGUUUCUUAGUGACCGUCCUGGUAUUCCAGGCAUGUCUGGCCAGCCCUCUUUCUCUAAAGCCUAGGAUCACUGAUGGCACCGAUGCCACACCCGGUGAAUUUCCUUACCAGGUAUCCAUUCAAUUGGGCUUUCCACCUUUUGUCCCUUAUCAACACAACUGUGGCGGUUCGAUUCUGGAUGAGACGACCAUUUUGACUGCUGGACACUGCAUCUCCAAAUUUGGCUCGCUUAAGGUCGUCGCUGGCAAGUACUUCCUUAUGGAUGACGAAGAUAGCAACCAAGAGUCUCUCGUCAAUAGAGUCAAAGUUCACGAACUAUAUACAGGAGAUAUUGCUCAACAUGACAUCGCUAUCAUAAAACUCGCAACACCUUUCGUAUUCAACGACAAAGUGUCUGCUGUCCAAUUACCUCCCCAAAAUGAGAUAGAAACUGGUGAUGCUGUACUCAGUGGAUGGGGUUCCAUCUCGAAGGAUUUCUUGCCAAUACUUCCUUCCGUUCUCCAGAAAGUCACUAUUCCCAUAUUAGAUAACGUCUCUUGUCUGAGGAAAUUCCCUAAGGAUAUCACCGGCACACAGCCGGAACUCUAUGACACGCAGAUCUGCACUGAUUCUACAAAGGGAGAAUCUGCUUGCUCAGGUGACUCUGGCGGCCCAUUAGUCCAAUUCCAAGACAAAGUUGCUAAGCAAAUCGGUAUUGUUUCAUGGGGUGUCUACCCAUGCGGCGUAGACCUCAUGCCUUCUGUUUACACUCGCACAUCAUCGUACAUCGACUGGAUCAAUAAGAACAGAAGAAUAUUUACUUAUUUAUUAUUAAGACAGAUUCUUUUAAUAUCUGAUUUGCAGAGUCUAUCGUGGAUUACAAUGGAUUAUCAUGUAGCGUCAUCAUCGAUAUCUUGCGUACGUACUUGGCAAAAGGAGUAUAAAACGCAAGUCGAAUAUCGGUUCUCAUCAAACAUCAACAUGUCUCCCAAAGUAAUCGUACUCUUUGCUCUUCUGGCAGUGGCAUUCGCCGAGAAACCGCAUCUCGGUUUUCGUAUACCACAAUUUGAUAUGACCCAAGUGGUCGGAGGCGAGGAAGCUCCGGCACAUGAAUAUUCGUUUAUUGUAUCUCUACAAUGGGGUAAGGACGAAGAUACUCUGUCCCACUUUUGUGCCGGAUCCAUUGUGAAUAACAAAAUCAUAGUAACUGCUGGACACUGCGUUCAUGCAGUUCCAGACGACGGCCUUUUUGCCAUCAAAGCUGGGAAACACGACAUUAACAGUCGUGAGACUGGUGAACAGAUGAUCAAAGUCAAAAACGCCGUCGUGCACGAGAACUAUCAAGGUGGUGUUGGACCCUAUGAUAUCGCCGUCCUCGAACUCGAAUCUGAAUUGAAAUUCAACGACAAUAUUCAACCGAUCGAUCUGCCGGAAGAGGGAAGCAAACCCAGUGGAACUCCGAUUCUUUGCGGAUGGGGCUCCACCUCGCGAAGCAGCAUACCAUCUUACCCAAGCAAACUUCAACAUGUGAAGAUGGUGUACGUCAAUAUCCCAGACUGCGAUGCUGCCGUCAAGAGACUGACAGGAUCGUCUCCCGUCCACGAAACCAAUGUUUGCACUGGCCCACUGAGCGGUGGAAUCUCCGCGUGCAGCGGUGAUUCUGGUGGCCCUCUAUUCGAAAUUACCUCAAAAGGUCCGGUACUCACUGGCAUUGUGUCUUGGGGCAUUAUUCCGUGCGGCACCACUGGUGCGCCAUCUGUCUACGGUGGAGUAAGCAACUUCACUCCCUGGAUCAUUGAACAAGCGGCAAAGUAACUAAUAUAAGAAUUGAAUUGUGUGUGGAGAGAGACUGUGUGGUCAAUGUGUACAACGAUGACGAAAUACUGUAUACUUUUUAGCGCAAAUCUAAUAUGUGAGAUUACAAGCGACAAAUAAACGACAUUACACACUUCAA
This is a messenger RNA of Odontomachus brunneus, 1960 nucleotides long. RefSeq names its product transmembrane protease serine 9-like. NCBI's taxonomy places the organism in Eukaryota, Metazoa, Arthropoda, Insecta, Hymenoptera, Formicidae. Gene Ontology annotation, molecular function: serine-type endopeptidase activity. The record is from RefSeq and is a predicted model, not a curated record. The transcript has 9 exons. Bases 16 to 1821 code for a protein of 601 amino acids. Gene Ontology annotation, biological process: proteolysis.